This is a messenger RNA of Gigantopelta aegis, 3925 nucleotides long. RefSeq lists its product as uncharacterized. Gene Ontology annotation, biological process: TRAIL-activated apoptotic signaling pathway; positive regulation of extrinsic apoptotic signaling pathway. The record is from RefSeq and is a predicted model, not a curated record. Gene Ontology annotation, cellular component: CD95 death-inducing signaling complex; cytoplasm. Bases 329 to 3121 code for a protein of 930 amino acids. NCBI's taxonomy places the organism in Eukaryota, Metazoa, Mollusca, Gastropoda, Neomphalida, Peltospiridae. Gene Ontology annotation, molecular function: caspase binding; death receptor binding. The transcript has 5 exons.
AAUAUGCCUGAAUCUGUAUAACAACAUUUAUUCAUAUUAACUUUACUUCCAAACAGCUAUAGAGGGUUGGAAAUACAUCACUACGCGUUUUUACCUCUAUUACAGUGUCGGUAGAUAAGAUGCAAAAUCUAAUGAAUACAUGGUGGUAGACAGCCAUUCCGUGCUUUCGCGAUAAUAUUAAUUAUCGUGAUCUCUAGCUGAGAGAGCAAUCGUAACCGUCCAAAUGUCCGUCUAGCUCUCGAACGGCAGACUACUCGGGCUAUAUAUUUGUUUAACAGGUUUUGGAGGUUACCAGGAAAAGCAAAGACUGAGCAACACAAGAGACAAAAUGGACCACGAUCCAUUUGACGACAGUUCAUUUCACGAGUCUGUUAUUGGCGACACAAGCGAGGCGUCGGACGCCUACCCAGCAGCCCGACGUUCGACAGCAUCGUUAAUUCCUAAUUCUCCAGGGUUUGAGCAUGGUUUUGGAGGUUACCAGGAAAAGCAAAGACUGAGCAACACAAGAGACAAAAUGGACCACGAUCCAUUUGACGACAGUUCAUUUCACGAGUCUGUUAUUGGCGACACAAGCGAGGCGUCGGACGCCUACCCAGCAGCCCGACGUUCGACAGCAUCGUUAAUUCCUAAUUCUCCAGGGUUUGAGCAUGGAUAUGUUAAUUGUGGUAUCCCUGGUCUCAGGAUUCUUGUAUUCGAUGUUCAGAAAGCGGCAAACUCUUCUAGUGUGCACGGGAAGAUAUAUACGACUACCAGCUGUGACAACCUACUAACAAUUGUGGCAGAGAUGUGCUUAGUAUCAGAAGAGUAUGUUGUCAUUGAUUUGCAAAACAUGCCACGUAUUGCUGUCAUUGCUGAUCCUGUAUUACAGAAGGAAAACCUUUUUCUGGUAACAAGCGAAAUCAAUGGAAGCCAGUAUUGCGUGAGCGUUCACAAAACCAUGACGGUAGCUACAUUCAUUAAUACUGUUGGAAAAAAUCGAAGAAAGGAACAUGCAGAAAUGCUGUACCUAAUUUUAAAAGGGCGAAUAUAUAAAAGCUCAACUCAAGAGCUUUGCCAAAUAGUGGGACCAAGUCAUUUGAUCGAGUUCAAGUUCAUGAAACAGUUACAAUUGAAGGUGAAGUGUCAUUAUCAUUGCACGCCAGGUGUUGAAAUUCUGUACCAUUUAGUCUGCUUCAAUACCGACACAGUGGGAGAACUAAAAAUGAAAUUCAUUCGACAGUUCGGAAACGAAUUUCCAUCCAGUUUGGAUAAAAGUGUCGAAAUUAAUUUUUCCUAUCAUACACGAGUUUUGACAAAUGAUGAAUAUUUUCUUCUUGACGGGGAACCAGGCAGAAAUGAACCUGGAUUGUCAGUUGCUCGACUGGGCGAUCUCACUAUACAUGUGGCCAGCAAAGACAACAGGCCAGUGUGUGUUACCUUUACGGAGUCGGGAAAACGAACUGUUAAGAAAGUAAUCGUAACAGAAAAAUCCUCAACAACAGAAGACCUACGGUUAGUCAUCGGGAAUCAUUUUAAACAGGAACCCAACUCAUUGAAACUGAGGUUGAACUUGAAAAAGAAGAAAAUACCAGACGACAUGGUCCUGGAGAAAAUAGAUGGAUUCUUACCAAACUGUCACAUCUUUGCUGAAGCAUCAGACAAAACAAGGUUCAUGAUCAAAAUAUCCCGAGAAGGCAAAUCAUCUACAAGAAUUGUGGAGAUGUACAAAUACGACAAAGUGAGCCAGUUACGAGAUCUCCUGGCAACAUCAGAAAAGACAAAUGUCUUUUCUGUACAAUUGUGCUACUCGGGAAAAGAAAUGGAUGACGAUAAACGGUUGAAGAUAUAUCAUAUCGGCCAAGAAGACACCAUAAAAAUGGAGAUAUUUAACAAUCGCAUUGAAGUAAGAAUCAGAUGUCUCGGAAUGCCCCCAGUGACAGUUGUCAUAAAUAACGCAUGCGAAACCACCGUUCUGGAUCUGAAGAGUUCUUUGUCCACCAAAAUCGGUAUAGCCGUUUCAGAAAUUAAUAUAAUUUUUAAUGCAACAUCUCUGAACAACGGAGACACCCUAGUCGAUGCGGGUAUUCACAGUUCCAACAUCGUCAUCGUGCGCAGAUUCUCACCGCCUGAAAGAAAGUAUGUUGGUGGGAUAUUUCCGCUGUACCACGUUGAUGAACUAGGUGUAGUGCAAAAAAUCCGAAAAGUACUGAUUCAUUGUGGAAGACUUCUGUUUCUUGAAGAUGAUGAGAAAAUGGAUACCUUGUCUGACAAUAUCCAGCAAAAUGAUCCAGCUGAAACUGGUCCAAAAGGUAUACGACUGGUAGAGGACCAACAAAACGAAGAGAUCUCUAAUCAGCGCCAGGACGAACAAACGGGAAUGAAGCCAGGCAACCACUUCACGAAUUCAUACACUUCGUCAUCCACAGAAGACAAUGAAUUGGUUCCACCUGAAACAUCACUGACGUACACAGCAAGAAAUACGAGCGAAGCCGACACCACCAACGUCAGUUCAAAUACAUGGCCUAAAAAUGGAAGUCGUCAUAGCGAAAAUCAGAUUGUAAUAAGAAGUACUUUAAUUACAGCAAAUGCACAGACAAAUAUAUCAACAUCAUCAACAAUGUUCCCAAAUUCAUUCAUUCCAUCCACAGCCGUGGCGUUGCAGAGUGUGUAUCAAAGCAAAGUGCUUAAACAUAUAGACGGCACCAUCAUGGAAGCAGAGUCUCAUGUAUUCCACACAAGUAUGUCCAUUGAAGACCUGGCCCAUCUGUCGGGAUCUGUCAGUGAAGACUCUUACUUUGGGGCAGGUACCAAGGGUUCUUCAAGCUGCAUCCUGAGUCGAAACAAAGACAGACGAGAAAUAGCUUUGCAGGAAGAACCCGUGAAAGACGACCUUACAAGACGUUUUAGAGACAUCGCAAAUGAACUUGGGUCUGAAUGGCAGCGUUUAGCACUGAAUCUUGGAUUGGUAAAGAAGGACAUCGACCAAUUCAUGAACGAGCAUCCUAGACACUUGAUGAUGCAAGCUUAUACCAUGCUCUCCUUUUGGUACGAAAAGGAAGGAAAGUCUGCAUCUAAAGACGCACUUGUUCGCGGUUUACAGGAGUCUGAAUUAAAUUCCAUUGCUGAAUUGUUAGAGGUCUGACAUAUUAUCGUUGUUUCAACUCACACCACGUGUCAUCAUUGUUUUCACUGGAUGAAUGAAUGAAUGUUUAACGACACCCUCAGUACGAAAAAUACAUCUGCUUUUGGGUGUCAAACCAUGGUACUGAUACUACCAACUUAGACGGAGUCAACUCGCGGAUGUGUGUUUUUGCAAGUUGUGAUCUUGUUAUAACUUGAUUUUGAUACAAUUUGUACAAUACCAUUUUGAGUAACUGAUAUAUUGCAUUCAGUUUAAUUAUUGAGCACUAUAAGCUAAAAUCUACAACAGCCUAUAUGUAUUAUUUAAUCAGAACCCCAACGGAACACAACCCAUAACCCCAACUUCCACUGGCGUAGGAUUUUAGAUUGGGGAGGUGGGGGCAACCUACUAUUGGGGAAAGCAACCCACACUAUGUAUAUCUGUAUGUAUGUCUGUAUGUCUGUCUGUAUGUAUGUAUGAUUUUAUAAAAUUUAAUACAGUAGAAAAAAGGUUUGAUUGGGGGCCAUGGUCCCCUCGCUACGCCACUACCAACUUCUUAUAUCAAAUGUGGACAAAACUCCAAGCAAUUUUAUAUUGAAUUUAUAACAAAUUAGUAAAACUAUUUAUCACUGCACAGGUUCUUGCAGAUGUUAUAUUUACACAUUACAUAUAUUUAAACCUGAUAGAGAUGUCAAUACCAUCUAGGGGCGAGACGUAGCCCAGUGGUAAAGCUCUCGCUUGAUGCGCGGUCGGUUUGGGAUCGAUCCUCGUCAGUUAGCUCAUUAGGCUAUUUUUCGCUCAAGCCAGUGCACCACGACUGGUACA